CGAUCCUCAGUCGGUCGCACCCGAACCAGCCAAGCACGAGCUAUACAUGCAAUUUUCAAUAUUAGAUAAGCACAUUCAAGCACGGCGAGCCAACGUGACAAGGUGCGACGUCAGGCUGCGACGUCACUAACGGCUUGCAUAUAUCAUUGCACUACCGCACUGUUAUUGCAUCAAGUAGGGCCACAAGGUUCUGGGUCCAGCGGGCGUGGUGUACAGAGACUAGCCCGGCAAAAUUGUCACUGCAAGCGCAAGUCGCCGAGUCGGCUUCGCAUUUGGGGGGCGCGUCCAUUAGUACCAGCAUGACGUCGUCACCAGCGCUGUCAGAGGCGCCCGCCGCGCCAAAGGCAGUGCGCCCGUCGUCGGCGAGCGGGACCAGCACGAAAGCGGCUGGCGCCAGCACGAAAACGAAGAAGACAACCUCGAAGACAGCCGCGGCCGCUGCUCCUCCUGCCAAGCCCAGCAGAGCCACCAGCGCCGCAGGCCUUCCGCUGCCCGCGCUUGUGGCUGGCGGCGUUGGCGCGCUGGGGCUGGUGGCGCUGGCGGCGUGGGCGCUGGUGUCCGGGCGGCGCCGCGGCGGCAGCUCCAGCUCCAGCAAGGACGGCAAGGACGGCGGCAAGGACUCUGCAGUCAAGGGGCCCUGCUCCAAGCUCAAGCCCACCUCGCGCUGCGUGCCGCUGGCUGACGGCAGCGGCUGUGUGGUUCGACGCGAGAUCCCCGCCGACAACAGCUGCCUGUUCAACUCCAUCGGCUACGUCAUGCACAGGAGCAAGACGCGCGCGCCGCACCUGCGAAACGUUGUGGCGCAGCAGGUGUCGGGCGACCGGAACACGUACAGCGAUGCCUUCCUGGGCAUGAGCAACGAGUCGUACUGCGCCUGGAUCCGGCAGCCGUACAACUGGGGCGGCGGCAUCGAGCUAGCCAUUCUGGCGCAGGCGUACGGUAUUGAAAUCGCGGCCUGGAACAUCGAGAGCAAGAAGGAGCACGUGUUCGGAGAGGAGUCGGGCUACAAGAGGCAAGUGAUGGUCAUUUACAAUGGCGUGCACUACGACGCGCUUGCGGUGUGCGCCCACCCACGCGCCAAUGCUGACGAGGACGAGCUGAACUACAACCCGCGCGGCAAGCGGGGCAAGAUGAUUAUCGCGGCGGCACGCAAGCUGGUGGAGCUGGCGCACAAGGAGAGCGCCUUCAACGGCGCCGCGGAGAAGAAGGCGGCGGCCGCGGCGGCGGCGGCCGCCAAGAAGGCGGCGGCUGCCGCCGCCAAGACCAACGGCACCACUGCCGCAAGCACUGGCGCGGGCAGCGGCGCCUCGUCCGCCACCGCCAACAGCACCAGUGGCAGCAGCAGCAACGGCGGCAGCGGCACGGCCGGUGGCGCCAAGACGGCCAGCGGCGCGAAGAGUAGCAAGCCGCGUGUGGCGCGGAGUGCCGCGGCUGCAAGCACAGCAGCGGGCGCGGCGAAAGCGGAUGGCGCGCCUACGGCUGCGUCAGGGUCAGGAGCAGGGGCAGGGGCAGUGGGGGCGGGGCUGUCAGGGGGAACCAAGCUGUCUUGCGGCGACUGCGGUGUGAUGUUGGACGGCCCGGCGGCGGCGCAGCAGCACGCGCACAGCACCGGGCACGUGAACUUCAGCGAGGUGGCGGCGGCUUGAACACAACGGCACGUGCAGUGGCGGGUUGGUGAUUAGCAGGUCGUGCGGGUGAUAUCGCAGUUUUGGUGUCAGGCAGGGUGUGCGUGCGACCUUUGCACGUGUGACUCACAACCGUGUGCCGGUGCGUUUGGGUAUGUGAGCCGCUGCAAACGCGGUGAGCGUGAAGUCUGGAGUGAGGCACUCGGACCCAGGAGGUGCAAUCAGCGGGAGGUGCAUGGGAAUGGUGUAGUAGUACGCAAUUGGGGGCCCGGACAUACAUGCGUCGAAAAGGCUGCACUUGCGCUUCAAUUGUGGUGUUCGGCGCAAGCGCAUGGAACUAGUACGGUAUGGAGAUGGUGUCGUGGUCAGCUGAGCAAGUUUGGGGAUAGUGAUGACGGGGUUCCCUGUGUCGUUUGGCCUUGUGUUUGAGCGUAUGGGCUGGAAGGGCAGCUGGGCAGGUUGGGGCAUGGGGCUUGCUGGCGAGGAAAUGCUUAAGGGUACUGCUAACCAAACACGCCCCCCUGGACUCACAUUGAAAACCGGUACCGUAAUCUACACUGG
Messenger RNA from Chlamydomonas reinhardtii, 2186 nucleotides. RefSeq lists its product as uncharacterized. Lineage: Eukaryota; Viridiplantae; Chlorophyta; Chlorophyceae; Chlamydomonadales; Chlamydomonadaceae. Gene Ontology annotation, cellular component: cytosol; nucleus. The record is from RefSeq and is a predicted model, not a curated record. The coding region runs from base 300 to 1646 and encodes 448 amino acids. Gene Ontology annotation, molecular function: cysteine-type deubiquitinase activity. The transcript is spliced from 7 exons. Gene Ontology annotation, biological process: protein deubiquitination; endoplasmic reticulum unfolded protein response.